This is a messenger RNA of Penaeus chinensis, 345 nucleotides long. Its product is annotated as homeobox protein rough-like. The transcript has 3 exons. The coding region runs from base 1 to 345 and encodes 114 amino acids. The record is from RefSeq and is a predicted model, not a curated record. Lineage: Eukaryota; Metazoa; Arthropoda; Malacostraca; Decapoda; Penaeidae. Gene Ontology annotation, molecular function: DNA-binding transcription factor activity, RNA polymerase II-specific; DNA binding. Gene Ontology annotation, biological process: regulation of DNA-templated transcription.
AUGUCCGAGUCACAGGACGUAGCAUUGACUUCGUUCAAACCUAUAUGCAACUUCAAGUCCCUGAGGUCGCUAUCCACUCUAUCCACGUCCUCUGGUUCUUCCGCAGUGGCACGCAGACGGAGGAGAGACAACAGGCAACGGCGACAGAGGACGACCUUCACAUCGGAACAGACCCUGAGACUCGAGAUGGAGUACCACCGCAACGAGUACAUCUCCAGGCCGAGGAGGUUCGAACUGGCGGAGUCGCUGGACCUCACGGAAACGCAGAUCAAAAUUUGGUUCCAGAAUCGACGGGCCAAAGACAAGCGCAUCGAGAAAGCACACAUGGAUCAGCAGUACAGGUGA